This is a messenger RNA of Kalmanozyma brasiliensis GHG001, 1443 nucleotides long. Its product is annotated as Voltage-dependent anion channel. Gene Ontology annotation, cellular component: membrane. The coding region runs from base 1 to 1443 and encodes 480 amino acids. Gene Ontology annotation, molecular function: malate transmembrane transporter activity. Gene Ontology annotation, biological process: malate transmembrane transport. NCBI's taxonomy places the organism in Eukaryota, Fungi, Basidiomycota, Ustilaginomycetes, Ustilaginales. The record is from RefSeq and is a predicted model, not a curated record. The transcript has a single exon.
AUGCCAUCACAAUCAUCAGCCCCGUCCUGGCGAACGGCCUUUCUCGCGCGCCUCGAGCACCUCACCUUUGCCUGGUUCACAUCCUCCAUGUCGCUCGGAGGAAUCGCCAACCUCCUCCUCUCCCGCAUCAUUGACUCCACCCCGCUCUUCUACGUCGGUACCACACUCUACCUUCUCAACCUCCUCUACAUCCUCAUCCUCGUCUCGCUGCAGAUUGCACGCUUCACCCUCACACGCGCCUCGCUGCGGUGGACGCUGUCGCAUCCGCUCGAAUGCUGUUUCGUGCCGACGGUGCUGCUUGCGUGUGCGACUUCGAUCAACGGUCUCGCGCUCAUCCUUGGUGACCUCCCCGCUCGUGGAUGGGAGAUGGUCCUUCGCGUCCUCUUCUGGGCCUACUUCACCUCGAGCCUCUUGAUCAGCCUUGUGUGCUACACGUCGCUUUUCAGCCGGGGGGAGCAGAGCCUGCAUCACAUGUCUCCAGCAUGGGUGUUACCCAUCUUCCCGCUCAUGCUGUGUGGCUCCGUCGCCGCGGUGGUGGUCCCCACCCAAACCCCCACCGCAGCGCUAGCGAUGGCCAUCGGCGGUCUCACCUGUCAAGGUCUCGGCUUUGGUGUAUCGUGCAUGAUGUAUGCGGUGCUCCUGCUGCGGUUGAUGACCGAGGGGUGGCCACCGGCAAAAGCACGACCUGGGCUUUUUAUGAAUUGCGGUCCACCGGCGUUCACCAUCCUCUGCCUGCUCGGGCUCAACAGCGAAGCGGGUCGGAUUCUGCCGGUGUCGGGGACGCAGUGGGGUCCAUUGGCAGGGCAGAUGCUCGCAGUGAUGGCCACAGUUACAUCGAUAGCGCUCUGGAUGCUGUCUGCUUGGUUCUACCUGCUGACCCUCGCAUCUUUGGUGCAGCUGGUGUGGGAUCGGGAGGAGAGAGCCAGGAUGGAGUUCAUGCUUGCUUGGUGGGCAAGCGUGUUUCCGAACACCGGAUUUGCGAUGGCAACGAACGAGCUGGGCACCGUGCUAGGGAGCAGCGCGGUGAGGGGCGUGGCCAAGGGGAUGGUCGUCUGGCUGCUGAUAGUGUUCAUCGGGGUGGCGGUGAUGCAUGUCAGAGCGGUGGUGAGGAGGGAGAUCAUGGUGGAGGGCAAGGACGAGGAUCGGGUGAUCGAUACCAUGUUCCAUCGCGAUCUCACGGGGGAUGUCGAGAGUGGGAGGACGGAAAAGCGGCCUGAGCAUGCACAGCGAGAGAAAGAGGAGGAAGAAGCACACAGCCCCUACUCAAGCCCUCCGACGUACCCCUCGACUCCUGCGGUGUCGGUAAGGAAACUCGACAUGAAGGAGCCGGAAGGACAGGACGAUAUCACGGCUGAGGAUUCAUCGCCGUCGUCAUCGACAGCACACACCCCCUGGUCGUCGCAGCUGCGAAUGACUCCGCUCGCCCCGUCAUCGUCUCAUUGA